UAGUGUAGAAUACGUGACAUGCUGAAUGUAUAAUGGACAAAGAAAUGAACAGGACUGUUGAAACAUAGGUUCAAUUUUAUUUCAGCAUAAACCUGCAGACCAUGGAGAAGUUAAAAUGUCCAAUUUCAAUGGAAUCUGCCUUCUUUCUCUUGGUGCUGUCCUGCUCUGUACUUCUCAAUCUCAUGGAUGGAUAUUCACUGAAGGACUGCACGGUCAAAGGCUCUUUAAACUCCACAUCUAUGAAAGUGUUCUGCUACAAAAGGCAGCUACGUGCUGUACCUGAAAGCAUACCAUGCAAAGCGAGGGUGCUGGACAUUUCCUACAAUAAAAUAUCCGUGAUAAAGAGGAACGAUUUGGGAGACUUAACCAAUCUUCACAACUUAAAUGUCAGUAACAACAUGAUCGAAGAUGUGGAGGACGGGGCUUUCAGAGGUUUAGCUGCCUUACAGGAACUGAAUCUUGCCUACAACAGACUCAUAACCAUCUCAGGAGGAUUCUUCCAGGAUCUGUUUAAUCUCACUGAGCUUCGACUGAAUGAAAAUCACAUUUCAGAUAUCAGUUCAUCUGCUUUUGUUCCUCUAAUCCGCCUGGUAAUGUUGAAUUUGUCAGGAAAUCAUCUACAAUACAUACACAAAGCACAACCUGUUUUUCAGAUGCCCCGUAUUCAGGAGCUGCAUAUUGGGAAAAAUGGAUUUUCCUCCUUUGAAACAUGCCAGGCUUCAAAUGCGUCCUUGCGACUGCAAGUCCUAGAUCUCUCCCACAAUCCUUUGCAGUCAUUCAGGAUCACAGCCGAUAUUUUUCCUCACCUGGAAACAUUAGACCUGGCAUUCAAUAAAGUCAGUGUGAAGUGGGACGUGCAGGACAAAAACUACUUCAGAAAUGUUGACAGACUCAACUUGAGUGGAAUACAAACAGGGUUAAGGGAGAUGAAGAUAAUGCUGCAAACCUUUAACUUGACGCUAUCUAAUCUCAGACUGUACUACUUGGGAGAGCAGAAAGCAAAAUCACUUGCUAAGGAAGCUUGCCUGAUUAACUCACUGACGACCCUACGUUUGGAAUCAAACAACAUCAACUCCAUAUCUGAAAACGAACUGAGAAACUGCUCAAAUUUGAGAGUGCUGGACUUGGCUGAAAACGAUCUCACUGAAAUAACAGCACUAGCAUUUAAAUCAAUGACUAAACUUAAUACUCUGAGUCUUUCCCAUAAUAAGUUGAGUAAUGUUCCCAUUGCCAUUAGAAACCUUUCCAGCUUGGAGGUCUUAGAUCUCAGCUACAAUUCCAUAACUACUCUAACCUGCUCAGAUUUUACCAAUCUAACACGAUUAAUGAUGGUUCAUAUUUACAGGAAUCAUUUGUCCUCUGUGGAACAUUGUGCUUUUCAAGACCUUCAUAAUUUGAAGACACUUAUUACUGAUUCAAAUGCACUGUAUACUUUAAAAGGAUAUUUAAUGAGUGGUCUCGAAAACCUGACGUAUUUGUCAUCAGCACAAAACAAACUAGGUAUGAUCAACAGGGCUGAUUUUAAACAUUUGCAGUCCCUCAUACAUUUGCAUUUACCAGACAAUCAAAUAAAAAGUAUUGAGGCAGGAGCGUUUCAAGGAUUACAGAAACUCGAUUUGCUAAAUCUGCAAUCAAACAAGAUCACGCAGACUUCAAUAAGUGCUUCUGUUUUUUCAGGACUCCCAAAUCUUAAGGAACUUAUGUUAAAUAAUAAUUGCAUAUGGUACUCAAGCCAGGACAGCCUCAGUGAGCCACCCUUUAAAAAUCUGAAUUCUUUAUAUAUUCUAGCCAUUUACAGCCAGGUCAAUGAUGGAAUGAAGAACAUUCCCUCAAAUUUUUUGGAAGGAUUGACAUCUUUAAAAAUAUUCUGGGCUGGAAAUCUCAAUUUAAACUCUCUGCAUCCUGACACCUUUACUUACACCCCUGAUCUGUGGAUAUUGGACCUCAGCAAAAAUUAUUUAACAACAAUCUCCCCUGACAUAUUCAUGCCACUUAAAAAACUCAGCAGUCUCACCAUGAUUCAGUCAGGGAUUCAAUCACUGGAUUUCCUUAUUGAAGCAAAUCUCAAUGAAAUACAAGUUUUAUUGAUCAGAAAAAAUUCAAUAGCGGUCAUCAAUGAGACUCUGAUUGAGACCCUUUCAGGGUUGUUCUUUCUGGAUCUCCAAGGAAAUGAAUUUUCAUGUGACUGUGAUAACGCCUGGUUCAUUGACUGGGCAGUCAGUAACAACAACACACAAGUUUUAAAAGUUGAUGCGUUGAAGUGCAACUACCCACCAAAUUUUAGAGGAAAUCUGCUUAUAGAUCUUGACAAAGACUCAUGUGUUGUUGAUGUGGGACUGUUAUGUUUUGUCUGCACCACAUCUUUUGUUCUUCUGACCCUGCUCAGUUCUUUCCUCUACCAUUUCUUGAAGUGGCAGGUUGUCUACACCUACUAUCUGUUCCUGGCUUUUCUUUAUGACAAAAAACAGCAGAAAAAACAAACCAUCCAAAGCUUCCAGUAUGAUGCUUUCAUAUCCUAUAAUACCCACGAUGAACUGUGGGUUAUGAAGCAGCUGUUACCAAAACUGGAGGGAGAGCAGGGCUGGAGGUUGUGUUUGCACCACAGAGACUUCCAGCCAGGUAAACCCAUCAUGGAUAACAUUGUGGAUGGGAUCUAUAGCAGCCAGAAGACAAUCUGUGUGAUCAGUCACCACUACCUGGAGAGUGAUUGGUGUUCUAGAGAAAUCCAGGUGGCCAGUUUCCGACUCUUUGACGAGAAGAAAGACGUUCUCAUCCUGGUGUUCCUGGAAGAAAUUCCACCACAUCAGCUGUCUCCAUAUUACAGGAUGAGGAGCCUAAUCAAGAAGCGUACCUACCUUACCUGGCCUAAACCAGGAGAGGACAUUCAGGUCUUCUGGCAGAAACUUGAUGCGGCUCUGGAGGCCAAAGAGGAUUCUUAAGAUGAAAGGCCUAUACUUGAUUAGGAGAGAGGUGAGAAUGCCAAGGUACUACACAACAUUAUGAUGCUGUGUGGUGAAAAGGGAAUGAACUAUUUAGAGAAUUGUUUUACUUUUAUUAAAACUCAUAACAUAUCGAAGAACAUUUAUUCUGCCAGCUGAAAUUCUAGAUCAUCAGUAGCUUUUGAUGCUUGUUUAAGCAAAUCAUUUGCUUAAUUUUUCAUGUGCACCAACGCAAAGUGUUUUAAAACAUUCUCCCACUUUAAAGCAAAUGAAGCAAAUCUGAGCAGUUUGCUGUGUGAUUUCUUCAGGGGGUUCCUACAAAGUGAAUUCCCUAAGAUAUUGAAUUAACCCGGGCUUGUUCACUGUGUUGGCUCCAUGGUUUCCAUGUGAAUUAAUCACUAUUAAUGUGUUUCGUAAAUAGCUUGUCAGUUUGAUAUGAAGUUUUUCUUUCAUUUUAUUCCUCUAAGCAAGAUCUAGGUUCUGCCACAUACAAUAUUGUGGUGACACUUCGCAUUCCUAGCCUGUGUAAAAUUAAACUAGAAAUGCUUGUGAAAAAAGACCAAUUCACAAUUAAUCUAAAUGCUCUUUUAUGUAUUAAAAAUAUUCUUCUUUUAAUGAUAAUUAUUUAUUAUUUAUCAAAAGAAGGUUUGUGUAUGAAGAUGAACUGUCAUGGGAUGCAGUCAGUGUUUAAUUAAAAAUUUCCAAAUCAGUUAACAUGUUCAAGCACAUUUGCUUUUGUCACUAUUAGCCUAUAAGCAUGAUUUAUGAAUGUAAAUAAACAUUUUUGUCACAAGCAGCACUUUUACUGCUGGUUUUUUUCAUUGAUUGAAAGAGUAGCCAGUCAUCUGGUAAAAGGGCAGGAGUGGAUCUCUUGACGAGCAUCAGCAAGCUGUUUCUGUGCGUAAUCCACCUCCCCCUUUUCAGUUAAAUCUCUCUGACAGGUACUUCCAAGGGGAGGACUGGGACCCCUGAUUAAUCUCUUGGACCCCCUAAAUAUCAGUUCAAGAAAUAACAAGGAACAAAACAGUAGAGUAUUCUUGAGUAUUCAUGAGAAAUUACUUAAAAACAUGAGAAAGUACUUAAGAACAUGAGAAAUUACUUAAAAAUUUUAAAGCUGGAUUAAGUUAGUUUGUGUGGCUGCCCAGAUAAACAGCUUUACAUAUAAUUUUCUCAUCUAGGCUCUACCUUUUGCACAGCAUUGUGUAUAUUCAUAUAUUAUCAUGCUUGGAAGUAUUGAAAGAAUGUAUUAAUGUAAAUUUGGCAUACAUGUUACACUAUACAUUUGCUUAUAGUAUGUGUCACGAUUGGCCCCUCCCAGUCCUGUCCAUGUGUUCCUGUUGUGUUUUGGUUUAGGCCUUGUGUUUUUGUUUUGGUUUUUAGUCCAGCCCCCUCGUUUCAUGACUCCACCCCUCUCCCUUAUUUACCCUGUGAUUAUUUAAGCCCUAUGUUUGCCACUAGUUGUCACUGGUCUUUGUUGUUUGUAAUGUAUGAUGUGCUUUGCUUGUACUGUUCUUCUAUUGGAUUUGUUUGACUGUUUUGAAAUUUUGUCAUGUCUGAUUCUCGUGUGCUUCGUGUUGGAUAUCUGAACCUGGACUGUCUCGACUACGACCCUGGAUUUGCCCUGAAUAAAAGUUGCUUAUCUCCGCA
This is a messenger RNA of Pygocentrus nattereri (red-bellied piranha), 4586 nucleotides long. RefSeq names its product toll-like receptor 13. The coding region runs from base 102 to 2939 and encodes 945 amino acids. Gene Ontology annotation, molecular function: protein binding; transmembrane signaling receptor activity. Gene Ontology annotation, biological process: toll-like receptor signaling pathway; inflammatory response; immune response. NCBI's taxonomy places the organism in Eukaryota, Metazoa, Chordata, Actinopteri, Characiformes, Serrasalmidae. The record is from RefSeq and is a predicted model, not a curated record. The transcript is spliced from 2 exons. Gene Ontology annotation, cellular component: membrane.